Molecule: messenger RNA, 1237 nt
Organism: Cloeon dipterum
Lineage: Eukaryota; Metazoa; Arthropoda; Insecta; Ephemeroptera; Baetidae
Exons: 3
Coding region: 177-1151 (324 amino acids)
Biological process (GO): membrane organization
Cellular component (GO): membrane
Molecular function (GO): ATPase activator activity
Source: RefSeq, a predicted model, not a curated record
ACUGACGGCCGUUUCUCUACAAAAGUGAAAAUAAGGACGAGGCAAGUUUCCACAGCUGAUUGAAAUUCUUGAGGCGCCGACCGCAGAAUUCUUAAUCAUGUAAUCUUGAGUUUUUAACACAAAUUUGAAUGAUUAUGAAGGGACAUUUCGCUCGGUUCUGACUCAAACAGCAUGAAAUGAGGACGAGUCUUAUCACUAGACGGAGAAAAACUGCCAAAGAUCUCAGAGGAUAUAAAAUGGGCACUGAUGUGAAUGGAAACGGAGACACUCCGCAGCAGGGUUCAGAUGGAGAGGAGGACGACGACCUGUCGAGGGCCGACGAAUCCGGAAGCAGCUUCGAGCAUCAGGAUGACGUCCCCGUCCCCAUCACACCCCCUACACCUGAGACAUCCUCUUCGUCUGACCACUGUACACAUGACCCUGCCAAAGGUGACGAUGGAGCUAAAGGCGCCAAAUCUUCGUUACUGCAGGGGAUCAAAUUUGCUGUUGUGAUCUUGGGACUUGCACUCAUCUGUCAAUCAUUGAGCUAUUUUGAUAAGAGUAAAUCUCAAACUGAGGCAAUUGAUGUCGGAAAAUGUGAUAGCACAAUGGGAAACAUCCUGGAGAACCUGAAACACCUGCAGACUGAGUUUCCUGGCCAAGAAUCGAAAUUCUGGAACCAGCUGAAAGGUGGCGUCGGGGAUUUGCUGCGGGAGAACAAGCCUCUAGUCAUGCUCCUCAUUCACACUCCUCAAAAUGAUCUAACAGCAAACUGCCUGGCUCACAAGUUGUUGACGUCAUUGGCCCCGAACGCCUCAUCCAUCCGUGCGUCGAGCGUGGAAGAGCUAGAAGACUACGGCAGCCUGGUGGAGCAGCUGAGAACCGAGUUGUCGGACGCGAAAGGCGUCUUUCUCGAAGGUCUGCACAAGCUGCCUGGACAUCUAGCUUUGGCCCUGCACGUGGUUUGCGACCGCGAAAGCCCCCUCGUGGCCGGAUCGGUGGUCGUCAUGACCUUGGAGGUCGCCAGUCUGGACAGAAAGGGGGCUGAGAACGUACUGACUGAUUUGUGGAAGGGCCACAUGUGCGAGGACAAGUUUCCCGCCCUGCUGGUCAGGGUGGCAGCCGUCGUGCUGGCAGUCGAGCCGCACGACACUCUGCCCGAAUCCUGUUAAAUAUGAUCUUGAAAUGUGCCAAAUUGAAACAAAAGCUGUGUUAAUUUUCCAAAUUUAUAUAAUAUAAAUGCAGAUGGUUUCAUUGA